UGCUUAAAAAUCUAAGAAAUUUGAUUUAUUUUUUAUAAAAAAACAGUGAAUUUUGAAUUUAAAAAAAAAAAAAAAAAUAUUGAAAAAAUUUGCUAAAUUAUAGAUAAAUUGCCAAAAAACCUUUACAUUCUUAAUAAUUAAACAAAGAAAAAGAAUUUGAAAAUAGUUUUGCUUGAUUUCUAAAACGUGUGUUUUAUUUGCUUUGUAUUAUUGGAUUUUUACCUCCAGAAAGUGCGUGUUUCUGAGCAGUUAAUCAUUGGGAAAACAAGAAAAACCCAUAAAAAUAAAUAAAUAGAUUUUUAACUAAAAUAUUUUGCAUAUAUUUUUUUCUUCAACGUUCCAAAUACACAAUAACAACUAGAACUAAAAUAAAUAAAUAAAAUAUUUGUGUCUAUUUUGACUCACCAUGACUACCCGCGGUAUACGACGUAAAAAAUCCACUUUAACCGAAUUAAAAAUUGCGGUAGUUGGGGCUCCUAGUGUUGGCAAAAGUGCCCUUAUUGUACGUUUUUUAACCAAACGUUAUAUAGGUGAAUAUGAUCAUCAAACAGAAAAUCGAUAUAAACAUGAAGCCUUGGUCGAUGGGGAGCCAGUGUUAUUUGAAAUACUAGACACAUGUCCCAAGGCAGAAGAUGAAUUUCCCAAUGCCGGUGAACUGAUACAAUGGGCUGAUGGCCUGUUACUCGUCUAUUCCAUAACAGACCGCGGUAGCUUUAAUUAUAUACGUCGUGCCAAAUCAGAUCUGCAGUCUGAUACACCCGUGCAACUGGUGGCCAAUAAAGUGGAUAUGGUGCAUUUACGUCAAGUCAGUCGAGAUGAGGGAGAAAUCUUAUCCAAAGAUUUUGAUUGUAAAUUUAGUGAGGUCUCGGCGGCAGAUCAUGUGGACCAGGUGGCCGAAGUAUUUAAUGAUUUGUGCAAGGAAGUUAUAGCCUCGAAACGUAAAUCGAAACAGAGUUUGUUGGAGAGAAUGUUGGGCAGUUCAAGACCCUACAGUCGGGGGAAAAGUGAUAGUAAUUUGCCUAAAGAUUGAUUGAUGGAUUGAUUUAUGUUUUGAUUUGUUUUUUUUUCUUAAUUUAAAUUGUUUUUGUAUUUAUAAAUUAAUGUUAAUUCUUU
This is a messenger RNA of Calliphora vicina (urban bluebottle blowfly), 1113 nucleotides long. RefSeq names its product ras-related and estrogen-regulated growth inhibitor. Gene Ontology annotation, molecular function: GTP binding; GTPase activity. The record is from RefSeq and is a predicted model, not a curated record. Bases 407 to 1030 code for a protein of 207 amino acids. Lineage: Eukaryota; Metazoa; Arthropoda; Insecta; Diptera; Calliphoridae. The transcript has 4 exons.